AUGGCCUCGACCAUCUGCAAGAACGCAUCCAGCAAGUUCAAGGGCACUUGUCAGCUGCUUAGAUCAGCUGUGGAGCUGGUAUGCCUGGAGACGGCACUGCCCUGUGAGCCUCGCCCGAGCAUCGCCUUCGUGGCUGGAACGUGGUUUGCGGCGAAGGUUUCACAGCGCGGGCUGCAGGCAGUGAAGGAUGGCUCCACGGACAGGAGUCCCGGGGGAUUGGGUGAGCUUCUUGCCCUUCUGGCAGUUCUCGAUUUCUUGACUUCUGAAUCUUCCGGCCUUGGACGCCAGAGCAGCAUCUUUGCCACCGCCACCAGAAUGGUUACAUUGAAAGCUUGCCAAGAGUGUCUUGCCAAAGUAGAGCUCCAGCUGAUCUUUGGGCCACCAGAAGCAAAGCCUGUGCGCGCAACUGGCGUCAUGCGCCUACUGCAGCUGGAAGGUGAAGAAGCCUUGCUCAGAAUGCUGCAGAAGAUGUUGCCGAAGCAAGCCUCACGCAAGGAUUUCGAGCAGCUUCAGGAGCCCGUCCAGCUGCUUCUGGCCGCGGCUCAGUGUCUCUUCUCAGAGGAUGAGGAAGAGUCACUGCGCCGAGUUUUAGAGACACUUCGCUUGGAAUCGGCUUCGCCCGUGUCCUCCGCCGAGCUGAAAGCGGCAUUUGGAGAUACGAGCCCUCUACUUUACAUGGGCGUGGAGCUGUAUCGCAGCGGAGUUGAGCAGAUUCUGGCAUGCUUCAGCUCCUGGACAGGCUACUUUGCUUUUGACGAGGAGCUGCAGCAGCAUGACAUCAAAGGAUCCGUGACGAUAUUGGAGACUUCAGCGGUCUCGUGCUAUGACAGCUCUUUUGGAGAGACAAGGUUACUCUCUGCCUGCCCGCACGCGAGCUGCGUUCAAGAGCUGCGUCGCCACAUUGGCCAACGCCUGCUGGAGCAUCGCUUCGAAAGGCUCGGCGGCCGGUUCUUACAUCACGGCGGUCCCACUGAUCAGCUCAAGGAGCGGAAGUGGAAUCGUCUCUUCGAUUCCGUCGACAGCGAUCACAAUGAGAAGAUCUCGAUGGAAGAGUGGUGGAAGGCCAUGGAGGAUGACUGCAAUGUUGAGCUCAGGGAACUCUUCCAAUUCGAAAAUGUCAAAAUGAAGAAGCUCGUGCAAAAGCUGUUCAAAAGCUCUGUCCACGCAGAAGCAGAGAGUUCCUUAUCCCGGGAAGACUUUGUGCUGGCUUGCAGGAUGGCAGAGCAGGAUGAGCUUAUGUGGCACUUCGUGUACAUGAUCGCAGACCACGAGAUGGAGAGCGCAGACGAUAGGUCCGCUGGAAGGUCCGGUGCAACAACCAAAGAAGACCUGGUGGCAUCGAUUGUAAAUUGGAACAGACACAACAUUGAAGAGGGCUUGGAAAAGGAGCAUAGCAUCUUUGCGACCUAUUCAGAUCACUUGGGUGUCUGGAAGAGGCUUUCGCAAAGUCCCUUGGAGGCCUGGAGCAAGCAUUGUGCUGGUAUCCGAAGGCGCCUGAAGGAGAUCGAGGAGGCAGUGCAGAGCCAGGAUUUUGUGUAUCUUCCCGGGUGCGAUGACACAGAGGAGGUGCUGAGGGGGUCAUUCUCUGAGCAGCUCUUUGUCAAAGUGGCUUUCAGCAAAAGCAAGAGCCGGCAGGAUGUGGCGAUCUUCACCCAGCUCAUCCUCCUACAGUGCCACGUCAUGGAGUCGGUCUGGAGAUCACUCUUCCCAAAGCGCUGUCAGCAGGCCACACGUGAAGUCGUGGAGCAGUGUCCAGACCUUUGGUUGGGCAUCGACUACGUCUUCAGCAAGCACAGUGAGCGCAGUUCUCGUGCCAUUUUCUUCUCUCCACAGGGAUUCCAGAAGUGGAGAAACUCUGACAAGUGGAGAGAAAUCUCGGAUCGGCAGGAGACUCUUCAUCAACGAGCAUGCCAAGAGAGUAGAUCGACCGAAAGCGAUUGCGGAACACGAGAAGUCGUCCAAGUUGCCACCGAUGAGGCUGACACGCAGCCCUUUGUACCUCGGCAAGCCGAUCAUCUCUGCAGCCAGCAGUCAGAGGAUGAUGCAGUCCGAAGCGGAAGUCAUCAAACUAACUCCGACAUCCUUGGGCACGGAAGCGCGAGCAAUAUGUCCCCAACCAGUUGCAAGGCUGACACCUCCCCAAAGCAGCCCGAGACUACGAUGGCCCAUCAGCUCUCGCGGGGACUUGAAGCGGUACACCAGCCCCAUACGCCAACCUAUUGGCGUGACUUGUGUCAGACCGUCUACCCUGCCAAGUACCCUGCCAAUCUGUUUGCACCGGCGGCUGAGGAGGUGCGUAGAUGGAGAGAAAACACUCAGGAACACGCACUGGACGCCGGAAGCUAUUUGCAGGCAGAUGCUGCUAUACAUCUCCAGUGUGAAGUGUUGGACAAGCGGGGCGUCCUGGCUACUAGUCCAGAAGGACCUUGCCGAGAGUUCCAAGAUGUUCUUGCCGCUUUCACUGGCUACCGUCCAGAAGACCUUUGCGUGCAGGCGAUGGGAUGUGUCCGUCCUGACACAGACGUGAUUGUGCUGAAGGCAGAAAUCUGCCCGGCGAAUACCUCCAUUCGGGAAUUCCGCGCCAUGCAACAGAGGCAUUUGAUCAAGACUGCAGAGAGCUCGAGAGAGUUCUUCCAAAAGUUCCCCGCCAAUGGCGAUAUUCAUGUGAGCACCAGCUGCUGCAUCGAUAACCAGGGUGGACCAUCGUCGACUGCGUUAGCAGGCUGCCGGAGCUAUUCUCAUCUCGCUGCCCGCAUGGACAUCUUGGAGCCCGCAGAUGUCGUGGACAGCUUGCCCUCGGACCGGGUCCAAGAAGUGCUGAGCCAGCUAUCACUGCUGGGGCUACCGGAACAAGUGCAGGUGCUUCGGGGUGCAUCUGGCACUCGGCGACUUCACUUCAACCUCCGCCCCCGAGUGGAGGCACCGACGCUGGAGGACAUGCGGACACUGCAAACCGAUCUUGUGGAGCUGGAAGCUCGAGGCUUGCCCCAUCUUCUUGGAAACUCCAUGGUUGUCGAAUCCACUCUGCAUCAUCUUCCUGCCGCUCCUGCUUGUGGCAACUCCACGCUGCUCCGCUGCCACCUGGACAUUACAGAUGAGAGCGGCUGGCUCCAUCAGCAUGGAGGUCAUCGUUGUGCUUCCGAAUUUGUCCACAUCCUGAAGAAGAUUGCGUCGCACUACAACCUGAUGAGCCUGGAAUUUAAAAAUGUCCGAAUGUGGCAGCUGAAGUCGAAGAAAGACUACACCAUGGACUUUCAGGUCUUAGCACCGAUUUCCGCGGAAUCCCGUACGAUUCAUCAGCUCAUCUGGUCUCUUCAUCAGAAAGGCCUUGCUGACUGGGCUGCUGUCGAUGCAAGUGAAGCCAUCUUCAGGGGCGUGACUGUCAAACGGCCAGCUCGAGUUUUUGCGACCAGCAGCAUCAACAGUGGCGAGUGCCACUCGUGGCAGCUCUCUCAACCAAGCCAGGAGAGCAAGCAAGGCUUCAUGGUCUGGGAAGAGCUCGAGGUGGUCGAUCGGUUCGGAGCCAUCCAGCGCAACGGUGCCACCCACCUGGUGGCAUUGCUGGCGGACAGCCUACACGUCAUCACUGGCAUUGAAUCGGCACGGGUGAGCAUCCUCAACGUGUCACCAAGGAGUGACCUUCCGAAGCGCACAGCAUCAAGAGAAGGACCAGCGUUGGUGUACAGUGUGAAGCUCGAGAUCGACUUCUCCAGCUGCGUCGCCCAUGAGCAAAACUUGCGAUCCGUCUUGGAAGCUACAAGCAACCUGCACAGCACUGCUGUGCUGCGGCGGUGGGGGCACUUGCCUUUCUUUCAGCAGUAUUUCAUCAUCGGCGUCGUUGUGCACGAAGCCCAGACCUGUGACCAACGGGGUGAGAGGGAAUGGAAGCUGGUGUCGCUCGAACGUGACCUUUUGGAACCUCAGCCAAAGGUCUUGGCUCACCUCGACCUACGAAGCAAGGUGGGCAACUUCCACUGCUCGCAUGGCCGCUUUUGGCCGCUGCGCUUGGCAGACAUGCUCGCCGAAGCCUUGCACCAGGCCUGCGGUGUCGCAAAGAACGACAUUGUGAUCACGUGCAUCCAACUCCGACCAGCAAGUCAACAGCGGAGUGGAUUGGUCACGGACUUCUUAGAGGCCAUGGAGAAGCUGGAACUUGAAGCGAAGGCUGCAUCCGACUCCGAUGAUGAGGAUGUACGAGAUGGCUUCAGAAGAGGACUAUCGGAGAUCUUUUCAGAUGCCUCUUCAGCUUCAUACACUGUAGAAUUCGAGGUGAUGGCACACAGCAUGCACGAUGUUGCUGCAGAGUUGACGCGGCUGUGUACAUCACUUCGAAAGUUCCACAGCCAGGCGGUGCGGCGCCGGUUCGCAGCGCUGCCAUUUUUCCAGGAGUUCGCUUUUGAUGUGGGGCUCCAGCUCUUUAGAUCCAGCAGCUGCCAUAUAGGUGGGGCUUCCAGCAAGCCGCUGGAACAACACAUGCUACCACGCAGGAUGAGCGCCCAAUGCUCACCGGUGGUGCUUGCUGGUCCCUGUGUUCAGAGCCGACUGGACACCUUGGAAGAUUUCAUCGUCCUUGAUGGGUACGCAAACAUUAUCCAGCGUGGCACAGCUCCAUCAGAGUAUGGACCCCCCGUUGCAGAAUCGCAGAUUCAAGAUUGGUUUCUAGAAGCCUUGCAGUACCACUUGCAAGCAGAGAAGCUCGAGGCCUUAACCGUACCAGACGUACGUGGCACAUCACUUACCAUCCGGCCACCAGACAGCAGCGUGCUGGAACCUUUCCACUUCGAUGGACUUUGGCUUCGCGUGACCGGCAUUCGGUCACGGGCGGCGCACACCGAGAAGAUCCAGCAGCGCGUGCUCAAGCCUGCCCAGGUGGGAGCCGAGGCAGCGACCGUGGCUUCGGGAUUUCUUGCCUAUGCCGUGGACUUUGAAGUCCGGCGCCUAGGGGAGAGCACCUCUGUGCCGAAAGCAAGAUAUGCAGCGCUGGCCGAGCAGGUCAGAGCCGUCCUCCAUGGCUGCUUGCUUCACCUGCAUCGUACCCGAGCCCUAAAGAAGAAGCUGAAGUUCUACCGUCACUUUGAGUUUGAUCGCGGCAUCCAGCUUGAUUCGAUCCGAUACAAGGAGUCGCAAAACAGCCUCAUCUGUUCUCCGACCCACUGCGCGCCUUGGGAGGCUAGCUUCAGCACCAAUGCCACCCACCACAGCUCAACACCAAGGACCUUUGCAGUGAGUGUGCGCUUCCACUCGGUCGACUCUACCAAAUCACCUCCCACGGCAUCCUCAGUCAAGACCGGCAUGGCUGCGCUUUUGGGCCUUGAACACUGCCAGCUGGAAGCCGUAGAGGUGGAGAUGAAGGCCUCCUGGUUCGAGGCACAGCUUACGAUCCGGACGCUCUCGCACUCCCCGGCCGUCGAGGAAGUGGAGGCUUUGAGUGCCAAGCUCGCCUCCUUGCAUCACAAUGGAGUGUGCAGCGCAUCGUGCUCUGAACAACUUGGCAGCUGGAAGCCUGUAGCGGUCGUCGCGCCGGCACUAGAUGAGGACCGUAAAGCAGAGCUGGCAGUCGCAAUUCAGCUCCAGCUGCUGCCGUCUGCGGAUAGCGUAUGGCCAGGCAGACCACUGGAUGAAGAGGAGGUGAGGCUCGAACUGGAAAAGCAAACAGGCUUCGAUGGACAUCGGCUGCAGCUGACAAACUUGAGGCAGUCGUCCAGCUGUGCCAAUGUGGAUUUUGCGAUUCUGGGUCUGUGGAGAGAACGGGCCACUCUGCUCAAGGCCUUCUGGGAUGCAGCCGUCCAGAGCAAGAUUCCAAAAAUAAAGCAUUGGUCCGGUUCCGUGGUUGACGUCAAGGUGCUGGAUGCUGCGCAGCUGCGGGGCCGGUGCUCGACAGGACCCACAAGGAGCCUUGGCGCUUCGGAGGAGAUGACUUCAAAGCUUGGUUUGCGUGAAGCGAUCAAGGACUACAUCCACCUAUGCCGCACCGGAGGAACAGGCACAGGUAACCAGGAUCGGCAGUGCAACCCAUACCCGUUUCGCUUGCUGAAGCAUAUCCUGGACAUGUUCGUCAAGAUCGAGGCGCCAGAGGCGGCUGCGAACUCCCGCUACGCAUUCCCCGCCUCGGAAAGAAGAGGUGCUGCACGAUUGCCCAAGCACCACCUUGCCCAACACGGCGUUGCGUCUUCGCUCCUUCAAGAUUUCAGCUCCGUGCUGCUGGAGGUUGUUGAGCUUCAUGGCAAAAUGCUGGGCAGCCAAACAGAGCACGCCAUGAAGGAGUACUUUCUCAGUCAGGACUGGCGGCCCGAGGAGAUGAGGUAUGCAUUGCGAGCACUGACUUGGGUGCUGGCAUAUGACACAAGCAACGCAGAAGCCUACGCCACAUACGGAAGACCCAGCUCUCCGACCAGCAUUCAGGCUGCGCUGUCGCACAGAGCAGUUGGGCUUGCGGAGGCGAUCAGAGUCUAUCAAAAGUUCCUGGGGGCUCUUGAAGAAGAGGACCUCUCACGUGGAAUAUAUCGGCCGUGCAGCAUGUUGCAGAAUCUACUUCUAGCACUGCAGGGUAUCCAGUCGAAGCCAUGCGACGCAACACUUCCUGCUUGGCUGGCAGGCACUGACUUUCUGGAUGAUCUUGGAAGGGUCCUGGAGCGCAGCGGCUACCGCAUGGCAUAUGGGCAUGCGGUGGCCCUUGUCUUCCAGGUGGCGACUCAGAUGACAUGUAAGGCGUACGUCGCCAGGAUGGACUUCCCACGCCACACUGCAGUCAUCUGUGAGAACGUCAACAAGCUCAUGAAGGUCAUGCAGAUGUGGUCUAGCAUCAACCAACACAGCAACGCCACUUGGAGCAUGCCCCUCCAGGAAGCGAUGGACACCAGCCUACCGGAGUUCGUGGAGCUCUUGGAGCGACUCCUGCCGUCGGCGCACGCAAGAAGCCCUGUGGAGAAGCUCAAGGAGUGGACUCGCACGCCGUCGGACAAUAUCAAGGUCAUCCAUGACUUGAUGAGCUCACCACCGCCACGGCCGAUACCGGCCUUUUGCAAGUGCGAGGUUUGA
This is a messenger RNA of Symbiodinium natans, 7038 nucleotides long. Lineage: Eukaryota; Dinophyceae; Suessiales; Symbiodiniaceae. The record is from the annotation of a GenBank genome assembly.